Vicia villosa (hairy vetch) is the source of this 1036-nucleotide messenger RNA. RefSeq names its product pre-rRNA-processing protein esf1-like. Gene Ontology annotation, biological process: rRNA processing. The coding region runs from base 30 to 902 and encodes 290 amino acids. The record is from RefSeq and is a predicted model, not a curated record. Gene Ontology annotation, molecular function: RNA binding. The transcript is spliced from 5 exons. NCBI's taxonomy places the organism in Eukaryota, Viridiplantae, Streptophyta, Magnoliopsida, Fabales, Fabaceae.
UAAAACUAGGAAAUUGAUUGAUCCCUUCUAUGUCUGAUUUGAUAACGGCAAAGGAGAUGAAGAACGAUGAUAAUUCAGGAUUGAGAAGCAUGUUCACUCGGAAGAAUGAUUUUCCUUGCGACUUGAGAAAGAUUUGCCUUGACCCUGAAAUGGAAGAAGCGGUUAACCAACUUGACCCUCAUCUUCUUGAACAAGAGGUUAACCAAGGGAUCCAGUCAAGCGAUGUGUUUCCUGAGAUGCAGGUAGUAGAGAUUGAAAAAGAAACUCAUAGGCUGGCUGUUGUUAAUAUGAACUGGAGGAAUGCUAAGGCUGUUGAUUUGUAUGCACUAUUUUAUUCACUAGUGGCACCCUAUGGACUCAUCAAAAUUAAAUCAGUAGCUAUUUAUCCAACUCACUUUGGCCUUCAACGCAUCAAACAGAUCAAACAGGAAGAACAAGAACAUGACCAAUUUUUUCAGGACAGUUGCAAAUUUCUCAAACCUUUUCUUGCUGAUAGAUUUCCUCAAGAUAAAUUCAUUUUUGAAGAACGCUUUACAAGUUGCCUUAUUGUUGAUGAUGCUGAUGAUGAUCCAUGGAAAAGUUGGCCUCAUGUUCUAUAUGAUAUUGAUGAGAAAAGCAGGUACUAUUUUGCUGUGGUGGAAUGUGACUCAUGCGCCACAGCACUUGAAAUUUAUAAACAAAACGAUGGUCGUGCGUUUGAACAAGGCGCCAACCCACUUGAUUUAAGGUUUAUUCCUGAUCAUAUGGACUUCACACACCCACCUCAAGAUGUUGCUACUGUCCAGUCCUUAACUCCCUCUUUGCUAACAAGAUAUUCGGAACACUGGCUUGCUGACAACAACAACGACGACGGCGGUCUCAAGGGGACAGAUACUCAUCUCAAGUUAUUUUUGCCAUCUUGAAAAUGUAUUUUUGAUGUAUUUAGAGCCUCAGCUACUAGUCUUUUAUCAAGAAACAAGUUUGAACUCAGGACCUUAGGGUUACUGAUUAAUAGACUUAUCAAGAAACAAGUUAAUCACGCAAUGCUUAUUGUUUA